GUACCAUUUUCAACACAUCAAACACAGCCAUAAAUCGCACUUCCCUCGUCAUGCCAUCCCAUCAAACGAAAAUGAUGUCCAGCCUCAGUCUCAGUCUCACACCCGCUGACUAACCCCCGCCGCAUCCCCAUCGGCGCAACACAAAAAAAACACCCCGACCUCCGCCAUCCGCCAUCCGCCAUCCGCUCCCCAAACGCCCAAAGACAUCAAAACCUACCACGAAACCCCACCCUCUCCACCCUCAAACCUACACGAAAACCCACGCGCAACCACCACCCCCAAAAACACCUUCGAAAAUGGACGCACUAUCCCCCUCCCUCGGCAACAUCGACAUCAGCAAGCUCAGCACCGCAGACAAACAAGCGCUCCAGCAAUUCGUCAUGAACGAGGGUCAGAAGGCUAGGAUACAGAGUUCCAUCCACGCCCUAACCGACACAUGUUUCCGCAAGUGCAUCCCGAUGGGGGUCGUGAAGAGCGGGAAACUGGAUCGGUAUGAGGAGCCGUGUAUGAGGCAGUGUGUGGAUCGGUUUUUGGAUGCGAAUCUGGUUGUUUUGAGGGAGUUGGAGAGGUUGAGGCAGUAA
Messenger RNA from Dothidotthia symphoricarpi CBS 119687, 581 nucleotides. RefSeq lists its product as uncharacterized. The record is from RefSeq and is a predicted model, not a curated record. Bases 297 to 581 code for a protein of 94 amino acids. NCBI's taxonomy places the organism in Eukaryota, Fungi, Ascomycota, Dothideomycetes, Pleosporales, Dothidotthiaceae. The transcript has 2 exons.